AUGAACGGUCCUCGUCGGAAAGUACCUCCACCUCCCCCGAGGUAUAGCCUUCCCAAAUUGCCGGAAACGCUUGAGACACCUGCGUUGCCCCCUCGCAGACCAAAGCAACCGCCCUUGCCGUCAGUAAAUAGUGACCUCGCCAGGUUACUUGCUCGCCGCCCGCCCCCACCCCCUAGACGCUCGACGCGCUCUGUCCCGUUGGACCACUCUCGUGAAGAAUUCCAACACCAACAUAAACCUCCCAUUAAGCCCAAUUAUACACCUCCUCCUAUACCAAACUUCGCAACUAAGCCAGUUCUUGUUGCGCAAGUUAUCACCCAAAGCGAUCCAUCAUGCUUGGAAUGUCGCGACUUCUCAUCCGUCGACGCCCAUGCCGCAUGUUACCCCCGCCAUUCGGUCGUGUCCUUGGAAUCCUUAUCUCAGGAACUCACAGAGCCUUUCGGCAGCGAGGUAGACAAGGCCAGGGCAAUAUUUACUUGGCUUCACCACAACAUUGCCUACGACGCUGAGUCGUUCUUCUCCGGAAAUAUCAGACCUGCAACGCCAGAGUCUACGCUGUCGUCAGGCGUCGCUGUUUGCGACGGAUAUGCAGGACUUUUCAAAUACCUUGCAGAGUGUAUCGGUUUGCAAGUGCACAAGGUGACGGGUCAUGGCAAGGGUGUUGGUUACGCUGCACUUGAGCCCAACGAUCCCAUCCCUCCCAAACAAAUGAAUCAUGCAUGGAAUUGCAUUCUAAUGGAUGGCGAGUGGCACCUUAUCGAUUCCUGUUGGGGUGCUGGAUACCUCGACGGUGCGACGUACACUCCACGCUUCACGCCGACGUGGUUUACUUCUCCCCCACUUGAAUUCGGCAGGCGUCAUUUUCCAGACGAUCCAACCUAUCAGUUACUGUCAGAGGACGAGGGUGGUCCAAUCACAUGGGAAGAGUAUAUAUGCGAGCCAGAGGGACCACAGCUUUUCCGGAACUUUUAUGAUCUCGACCUUCACCCCUACUCCCUUCAACCUUCCACUAAGAUGAUAGAGGGCGGGCGAUUUACCACGUUCAUUGUCAACAAACGAUGCGAGCAUAUGUCGACAGCCGAGGCUGACAACUAUGUCUUUCUUUUAAACACUGGGUCAGGGGCGUCGGUUCCCUUGACCAAUACCCAGGGAGGUUGGAGCGUCACAUUGAACAUUCCACCAAGUACUGAGGUGACUCUUCUUUCUGUCACUGUUAUAUCAGACCAAGAUGCAAAGGGCCUUGGUGUGUUUGGAUACCAGAAUUCCGUUGGUAGGAAGGGUAUGUCGUUUGGUGUGUUGGCAAGGUGGACAUCCGAAUGA
Laccaria bicolor S238N-H82 is the source of this 1320-nucleotide messenger RNA. RefSeq lists its product as uncharacterized. The transcript has a single exon. Lineage: Eukaryota; Fungi; Basidiomycota; Agaricomycetes; Agaricales; Hydnangiaceae. The record is from RefSeq and is a predicted model, not a curated record. The coding region runs from base 1 to 1320 and encodes 439 amino acids.